UUAGAAAAGUGAAAGCAUUUGGCAACUGCCAUGGACACUAGUGUGUUCACGAUUUUUCGUUGAAGAUGGAGGCCGAGGCGGAUUGGGAUGCCGAAGAUUUUGAACCCUCUGUCCCUGUUCCAGUUACGACUGCCAUAAUUUCAGAUAAAUGGGAAGGUGAGGAUGAAGAUGAACCUGUCAAGGAUAGCUGGGAAGAUGAAGAAACAGAAAAUAAGCCUGCUGAAGUCAAAGCAGCAGCCACAGCUACCAAAAAAAAGUCAAGUAAAAGAUUAGAAGAAAAAAUAGCCGAAAAAGAAAAGAAAAGCAGAGAAGAAGCUGAAGCCAGAAAAAUAUUGCAGGAAGCAAACAUGACACCUGAAGAGAGAAUAGCAGAAAAGCUUCGGAGACAAAAACUAGUUGAAGAAUCAGAUUUUGAAAUGGCCAAGGAAACCUUUGGAAUUACUGGUAGUUUGCCUACAGAGGGAAGCAUAGAUGAAGCAAACCCUUCAUCUAAAGAGGAAUUCUCAGAAUUCAAGAACAACUUGGUGAAAAAACUUCAGUCAUUGUCAACUAAAGCGUGCUAUAAUGAUUUUAUAGAGGACUUCAUUAAAGAUGUUUGCAUUGGAUUGGAAGUCGAAGUCCUUAGAAAAGUUAGUCUAACUACCAAAUCCUUGCACGAAGAAAAACUCAAGAUGGUGAAGGCGGCGACAAAAGGUGGAAAGAAAGGAAAAACAAAAGUUGCUUUAAAAAUGGACAAAGGAAUGGUCGACAACUUCGGUGAUGAUUUCGGAGGAGGAGACUAUGACGACUUCAUGUAGGGUCCAAUUGUUUUUCUUUUGUUUUUGGCGGGAAAAGGUUUAUUGGUAAAAUAAAUGUAUGAUUUUGCCAUUUU
Molecule: messenger RNA, 871 nt
Organism: Daphnia pulex (common water flea)
Lineage: Eukaryota; Metazoa; Arthropoda; Branchiopoda; Diplostraca; Daphniidae
Gene: eIF3j
Product: eukaryotic translation initiation factor 3 subunit J-like
Exons: 6
Coding region: 66-797 (243 amino acids)
Cellular component (GO): cytoplasm; eukaryotic translation initiation factor 3 complex
Molecular function (GO): translation initiation factor activity
Source: RefSeq, a predicted model, not a curated record